AUGACGGCUCCAGCUUCGAGUUCGCUCUUGAAGAAUCCUAGCCUUCUGAGGCUAUAUCUUCUUCUUAUUCCUGGCUCUCUGAUUGUCAGCGCUGCAAUGGGAUAUGAUUCGAGUCUCAUGAAUGGCAUCCAGGGAGUCGAUCGAUGGCAGAAUUACUUCAACCAUCCUCAAGGCUCUCUACUUGGUAUCAUGAACGCCAUUCUUCCUCUCGGCGCCGUCUUCGGAACGAUCCCUGCAGCCUGGCUGUCUGAUCACCAUGGAAGACGAUGGGCGAUGGCUGUUGGCGAUGUCAUUGUCAUACUCUCGACCGUCAUUCAGACCGCCAGCAUCAACACCCCCAUGUAUAUGGCUUCACGAUUCCUAAUCGGUCUCGGAAUCACCAUCGCUUCUAGUUCCGCCCCCAUGCUCGCCGCCGAACUUGCCCAUCCCCAAUCGCGAACGACUCUAACAUCGAUGUAUAACACUCUCUGGUACUUGGGAUCCAUCAUCGCAGCAUGGACGACAUACGGUACUUACCGUACCAACUCCGAAUGGUCAUGGAGACUCCCUACAGCUCUUCAAGCCCUUCCCGCCAUCAUCAACCUCGUCUGUCUCUGGUUUCUCCCUGAAAGUCCUCGGUGGCUUGUAGGUCAGGAUCGCCAUGACGAGGCACGUGAUAUUCUCACCAAGUAUCAUGCCAAUGGCGACCAAGACUCUGCGUUCGUUGCAGCCGAGUUUGAAGAGAUCCGAACUGCACUUCAACUUGAGCUGGCUGGCUCUAGAUCCUGGAAGGAGUUGGUCCAGACCAAGGCUAAUAGACAUCGAACAUUCCUUGUUAUUUGCUGUGCUUUCUUUCCUCAAUGGUCUGGCAAUGGAUUGGUGUCUUAUUACAUCGCCCCUGUCCUUCGAUCCAUCGGUAUCAACUCGCAAGAAGACAUCACUCUUAUCAACGGUAUCCUUCAGAUCUGGAACAUGAUCGUCGCUAUGACUGGUGCCAACCUCGUCAACCGAGUCGGUCGUCGCCCUCUCUUCGUCGUCGCAACUUCAUGCAUGCUAGCUGGCAUGGUAGCAUGGACUAUCACCGGCAGUGUCUUUGCAAGGACCAAAUCAGAAGCCACUGGCGCAGGAAUCCUCACUUGUGUCAUCUUCUUCGCUUCUUCCUACAACAUCUGCUGGAAUCCACUGGCUGUCGCAUACCCGGUCGAGAUUCUUCCCUUCAACAUCCGCGCCAAGGGUAUCGCACUUCUUAUGGGAUCCAUUAAGGGAGCUAGCUUCUUCAACCAGUUCGUCAACCCUAUUGGGCUGAAGAACCUUGGCUGGAAGUACUAUAUCGUGUACUGCGUCUGGCUUUGCAUUGUUCUAAUCACUGUCUUCUUUAUGUUUCCAGAGACCAAGAACCGAUCACUUGAGGAGAUCUCCGAAGUCUUCGAGACGUACUCUGAGAGUGCCUCCGAGAAGAAGCUUGAGACGACUGGCAUUGAGUGCAUUGAGCAUCAGAGGAACGAGAAGGAGUAA
Messenger RNA from Fusarium odoratissimum NRRL 54006, 1494 nucleotides. RefSeq lists its product as uncharacterized. Lineage: Eukaryota; Fungi; Ascomycota; Sordariomycetes; Hypocreales; Nectriaceae. Bases 1 to 1494 code for a protein of 497 amino acids. The transcript has 6 exons. Gene Ontology annotation, molecular function: carbohydrate:proton symporter activity. The record is from RefSeq and is a predicted model, not a curated record. Gene Ontology annotation, cellular component: membrane. Gene Ontology annotation, biological process: transmembrane transport; carbohydrate transport.